This is a messenger RNA of Fonsecaea multimorphosa CBS 102226, 1947 nucleotides long. RefSeq lists its product as uncharacterized. Lineage: Eukaryota; Fungi; Ascomycota; Eurotiomycetes; Chaetothyriales; Herpotrichiellaceae. The record is from RefSeq and is a predicted model, not a curated record. The transcript has 2 exons. The coding region runs from base 1 to 1947 and encodes 648 amino acids.
AUGAAGACUCUGACGCCUCUUUCGAUGAGCACUCUGAAGCCUCUUUCCAUGAAGACUCUGACGCCUCUUCCAAUGAGGACCUCGACAUUGGAAGAGCCCGACAUCGCCACCGUCGAAGAAAUCUGCUCCUACAGCGCUUCAGACGACCUGUUUGUUGUUAGAAACAACAUUCCAGGAUUCCGUAACACGUUUACUGAAUCCCACAACAUCCUUACCAAGAUUGAAAGAAAGAUCAGUGCCUCCACUUCUGGAAUUCUACAACGUCGAGGUCCGCUGGAUUUUCUCUCCAAGGUUCCCGUCCUUGUCGAUCCUUCUCUACCUUCUGUCCUGGAAGCCAAGCGUCCGCCGUCCUGGGAGUGGUUCCAAGUUCUGCCAAACACCCUUCAUCUGCCGAUCGAUAUGCUCAAAACCCAUGCCCUCAUCUACGCGGUGCCUGGGAGUACGGAGCACUGUCGUUUCCUGUACGUUGGUUCCACAUACUCUCCAUCUCGUGGUUGCUUUCUACGAAUGGGCUGCUACGAUAGAUUUAUUGAAGCCCUGAAAGCGUUCCUCGAGGGCUUCAUAACUAAGGAACAGCUUUACCAUGUCACUCAGUGUACUUCGCUCGGCACCAACAUCAGAAGAACCGUGGCAGAAGGUGGUAUAUUCAAGCGGGUCGCUGUCCUCGCUAUGAUUCCGAUGGGAAAAACCAGCGAUUUCUCUGUCGCACAAAUCAGCGCCUACGUCAAGUUCCUCGAGGCCAUGUUCCACACACGCCUCUGGUCUUUCCACCAAUCCUCUGAUGCCAAUGAAAACCAUUACUUGAAGCCAGCCUGUCCAUGGAAACUCAAAGAAUUCGAUUACCGUGGUCUCAACUCUCAUUCUCCUUUGAUGGAGCGAACAAAGGGCCUUGAAGCGGAGCUUCCUGCCUCCGAAUUUGAGAAAUUCUGUGCCAUGCGCAUGGAAGCUCUUCGUCAGACAUCAUUAGCAAAAGCUAGGCUGAUCACGCAAGUUCGUGAUGCAAUGAGAGAAGCCAAAUCCACUUCGUCCGAGGCUCCAUACAAAGCUCUGGCCAAGGCUUUGGGAGUUCCCCAUUCUCAUAUCCAAGUGCUGGUUUCUCGGAUCCGUACGAACGAUGCCAAAAUGACUGAAAAAGGACGCCGGAUAUCUGCCCUUCGUAGAGGUAUCGAGACUGGCGAAUUCAACCGGGAGAGCUUGAAACCUUCUGACCGGCUCCUUGUCGACAAGCGCGAGUCACAAUUGAGUCACGAACGCAAAUCCAGAGCUAAGCUUCAGGCUGUGAAAGAUGGUGAGGUCGAACUGGACAGUCUAGAUGCAUCCGUCCUCACUCACGUCAACAAGUAUGAAAAACAACUCGAAUCAUCCAGAAUCGCGACAAAAGUGAUGAAUGGUGAAAUCGAGCUCGCUCAAGUCGAUCCAAUAUUACGGGGACGUGUUGAGGGUCACAUGGUGAAACGCAAAGCCGAAGAGGAUAAAGGCAAGGCCAGAAGGAAGCUGGAGCGGGAUGCGAAACAAGAAGCGGCAGUCAAAGAGUUUCUAUCCUUCACUGCAUACUCAGGCAUCAACAAGCAAAAAUGGGGAAGGGUGAUCAACAUUGAGAUUCAAGAGGGGCGUUGGAUUGAAGCUGAUCUGAAUCCGAAGACCCGUGAGAUUUACCGCUACUACAAAGAUCGCGAAGGGAAGCAAAGAGCAACCGAUCGCAAAAGAAGCAGGAAAAUAUCAGCCGGCAAUCAGCUGGUCAAGGCAGUCAAGUCAGGCCAGCGGGACAAGGAUGAAUUUACAGCCGAGGAACAAGACCAAUACGAAACUGCACUCAAGGCCGCGGUAACCCAGAAAAAAUCCAAUGAGAAGAAAAAGAAGAACAGGGCUGCACAAAAGAAGGCUGCACAACAGAAGGCUGCACAACAGAAGAAGGCUGCGCCCAAAAAGAAAUCCCACGCCAAAUGA